GACGAGAGAGCUCAGCUGCGUCGCCCGCCACGGGUCCCAGUUACCCCGCGGAGGGGCGGUGGCCUGCAGCUCGCGCGGCACCCGCCGUCCCGCGUCACUGGGCGGGGCGGUGCGGCGCGGGGCUGGCUCGCUGCGAGGGGCCGGGCGGCGCGGCGGAAGUGCGGGGUCCCUGGGCCCGGGCCGCCGGGGCUGCGUUAAGCGAUAAACAUGAAGAAAAUAAAGCUUAAAGAACUGGAAAGCUGUCUUCAGCAAGUUGAUACUUUUGAGAGUCCCAAACUGCUCCUUGAGCAGUAUCCAACGAGCCCGCACAUCGCAGCAUGUAUGCUUUAUACAAUUCACAAUACUUUUGAUGACAUUGAAAACAAGACAGUUGCAGAUUUAGGAUGUGGUUGUGGCAUGCUCAGCAUUGGAAGUGCAAUGUUAGGAGCAGGAUUUUGUGUGGGGUUUGACAUAGAUGCAGAUGCGCUGGAAAUAUUUAAUAGCAAUAUUGAAGACUUUGAGCUCACCAACAUCAACAUGGUUCUGUGUGAUGUCUGCUCUAUAUCUAACGGCAUGUCAGAGACUUUUGACACUGUUAUUAUGAACCCACCAUUUGGUACAAAGCACAAUAAAGGAAUGGAUAUGAUUUUUCUGAAAACUGCUUUACAAAUGGCAAAAACAGCUGUAUAUUCCCUUCACAAAACUUCAACACGUCAGCACAUUCAAAAGAAGGCAGAUGAAUGGGAAGUGAAGAUGGAAGUCUUAGCAGAACUUAGAUAUGACCUACCAGCAUCAUACAAGUUUCAUAAGAAGAAAUCAGUAUCGUUAGAAACUAUUCCUGAAACUUCUGCCUCCUAAUAAUCUUUGAAAGUUCAAGGAACUUCCUGGAGGAUGGAAUGAAAAUACCUGCAUUUACUAAUGCAUCCUAAACUUUACAAACUUGUCCUCAAUGCAUUUCUGCCUGAAUACUGAAUCAAGCAUCUUUGAUAAGAGGUAAGAUGUAAGAUGUUUUAACUUGAAAGUAACUUGUUACCUUAACUGGCAUUAAGCAUAUAAUCCUAGUACAUAGAUACAACCACUACACACACUAGAAGGUUGAUAAGAAAGCAGCUACUGGCCAGAAGGUUAAUUCACAUGAGAAAACGUCUCUCUAGUUGCUCUAAAGAUAAGGAUAGAGUGUGAAGAGUAAUCCUUGAGGGAAAAUGCAGCUUUAUAAAACUGUCAGAAUCAGUUUUAAUUCAGUUUUGAACUAUGAAGUACAGAUUUCUCCCUUUGGCCACUAUCACAUUUGUUAAAUCCAGCUGCAGAAGAUGAAGCAGUUUCAUAGCCCUCAGUUACCCCAGCUCACAAAGCAGUGAUGACUAAGACUACUCAAAAUGGGUUUGCACUCAUGUCUUGCAUAGGUUAUUGGGAGGUUUAAGCACACACAUUCUGCUCUUCUGCUGCUCACAGGACAGGAACAUCUUUCAGAGCAUCAAGAUGACUGACAGGGUCGAAGUACGGAGAAAUCCAGAGACUCCCUUGUCACAGGAAAUCACGUUCAUCAGUACAGCCACACAGCAGCCCCACCUUCUUAUUUUAGUAGUUUAGUUCACCAGUCCUCGUUCACCCUGCAGUCUGCAACACUCCUAUCGCCUCCUCUUCCUGAUGUCAAUGUCAGGUUGCAUCCUUUGACUUGCUUGUAGUUCUUUUUAAUCUAGGCACUUGCCGCCUUAACAUUUGCAUCCUGGUCUUCCCUACUGGACUGCCACCUGUACCUAACAUUGUAACACUCCUUAAAGCCUGAUUUCAGUGAGUGUUAGUUGACAGCUAUGCUCAGGGUGAUAUCCAUUUGUCUGCAAAGCACUUCACAAAAAUCCAGGCCAUUGCACACCAGCUCACAGUUGCAGUUGCUUUAGAGAUGUCUCACAUGAGCCACCCUGACUGCAGGAGGCUGCCUCAGUUCACCACCACGUUCAGGUGCUGGCACUAUCAUAACACUCCCCUGUGAUGUUGUCCCCAACCUGACGUGUGAGAAGCCAGUGUUCUAUUUUACAUUAUACCUAAUUUGGUGUAUUUUAAUGGCAGUCUAUGGAGUAGUCUCAGCUUUUUGUACUGCAUGAACUAAUUGACCACACUCUUUGGGUGUAACACCUGAUCCAACAGAAAGUUAACCCCUACUGAAGGAAUGAAAAAAUAGUUCUACUAGAUAAAUUCAUCAGUGACUUGAAUCAGCUUGUAGAAGACACGAAUGAUAGAACUGUUAGGGCAGGGAAGAGAAUAAAAAAGAAAAUCAGAAAAAUCUUUCUGUGGGAGAAAGCAGUUGCAGUGGGUUGGAUUUGACAUCUAACAGUAUCCUCAGGGUCAAACAACAGUACUGAAUGGCAGCUGGGUGAAUCUUUAUAUUCUCGAACCUUAGUCUGGCAAUUUAAAUCACAUUGUAAAGUCUUCUCCAGGUGCAGAUUUUUUUAAGCAGUAUGCAACAUAUUUAAAUGAACCAUUUUCUUAUGAGUGCUUUUCACAGUACAGCUCAAUUAACAUUUAAGACUACAUACUAAUUUACUAUCAUGGUGGUUCUACUGAAAGUGGGUUAAUUUUCUUGAUGCAGUUAGAAACUUUUCUUUGUUGUAGCUAGCACAGUUGAUGUUUGUAUUUAGUUUGAGAAUAACACCCCAGGACAGAAUUAAUGUUUUUCUUCAAGUAACUUUCUGGAGGUUUCGAGCUGAAACAAAGAGAAAGUAAAAACUUACUGUUAUCUUAGUUAUUGUCCGGGAGACCAAGGUCUUUCAAGGCUCUCUGUCUGCAGGUGUGAGGCAGCUGGGAAGGGGGCGGAGAUGGGACAGACCUUGACUGACAUCCAGGCUCAUCAAUGAGCACAUUCCACACCAUUAGCAUCAUGCUUCAUAUUUAAGGAGAGACAGGUUUUCCAGCUAGAGAGAGGGACAUUUCAGUUCUGCCCCAUUUCAGUUGAGUUUCAUGCAGGAGUUUAUUGCAGUUUGUCCUUUUCCCAUCCUGCAGUGGCCUCUGGGCCUUUCUGCCUUUUUCCCUCUUCCCCUAGGACUGGCUGUUCAGGACCAGGGUGCUCUCUCUCUUCCAGGGAGUGGCUGCAUAGUGUGCAUGGAGUUCAUGAGCAAUUGCAUUGAGUAUCUUUUAUUUUAUAUUUUAUUUCCAUUACAUAUAUAUAUAUAUAUAUGUAUAUAGUAGUAGUCUAUUAUAUUAUUUUGUUACUUUAUUAAACUGUUUUUAUCUCAA
Columba livia (rock pigeon) is the source of this 3210-nucleotide messenger RNA. It is a transcript of the gene METTL5, whose product is annotated as methyltransferase 5, N6-adenosine. Gene Ontology annotation, molecular function: rRNA (adenine-N6-)-methyltransferase activity; nucleic acid binding. NCBI's taxonomy places the organism in Eukaryota, Metazoa, Chordata, Aves, Columbiformes, Columbidae. Gene Ontology annotation, biological process: rRNA methylation. The coding region runs from base 208 to 837 and encodes 209 amino acids. The transcript is spliced from 8 exons. The record is from RefSeq and is a predicted model, not a curated record.